This is a messenger RNA of Medioppia subpectinata, 493 nucleotides long. The record is from the annotation of a GenBank genome assembly. Lineage: Eukaryota; Metazoa; Arthropoda; Arachnida; Sarcoptiformes; Oppiidae.
UGCGGUUUGGCCACAACUGCCGGUGUGAUCGAUGGUAAGACGGGUGCGGAUAGGAUUCGGAUCCCGUGGCGGGCCAUAUGUUUAGCGCUAUUCCUGUUUAUAGUGGGAAGUGUUGUAAUCGUUAUAUCGAUACUCAUUUUGUUUGGAUAUAUAGUUAAUAUCCAACCAAAUGAUGGUCUAUUAGUGCUGGCAUUUCUAGGGUUCGUGAUGUUUAUUCCCGGCUUUUAUCACAUCCGUAUCGCUUAUUACGCUUACUAUCGAUACGAUGGCUAUAACUUUGAAGACAUUCCCGACUUUGAUUAGACACACGAAGACAUUACAAAAUAUCACUAUUUUAUAGUUAUUUAAACGUAUUAUUAAUUUAUAUUUUUAAUAUUAAGUCAUUUAUAAUGCAAUACAUUUGUUGUGAUAUUCAUAUAUUUAAUUAAAAACAUAUUUCACUUUUAUAUCCAUGAAUAUGAAAAUAAAUUUUACAUAAAUUUUGUUUUAUAUA